Molecule: messenger RNA, 177 nt
Organism: Racocetra persica
Lineage: Eukaryota; Fungi; Glomeromycota; Glomeromycetes; Diversisporales; Gigasporaceae
Source: the annotation of a GenBank genome assembly
CUUUGAAAUAUCCUCAACAUAAAUCGUCGAUCUAUGCACUAUUUAAAUCUCCUUAUUUAAAACCAAAGGCUCAGAAUCAACAAAUAUGUCAAAUUAGCACCACCGCUUCAACUCAACAGCAAUUUCGUUCGAAUCAUACUCCUUUUGCGCAACAGCAAGUUUAUCGCCCAGCAACAG